Phyllostomus discolor (pale spear-nosed bat) is the source of this 3692-nucleotide messenger RNA. RefSeq names its product RNA binding motif protein 46 (gene RBM46). Gene Ontology annotation, molecular function: mRNA binding. The transcript is spliced from 6 exons. NCBI's taxonomy places the organism in Eukaryota, Metazoa, Chordata, Mammalia, Chiroptera, Phyllostomidae. The record is from RefSeq and is a predicted model, not a curated record. Bases 196 to 1653 code for a protein of 485 amino acids. Gene Ontology annotation, cellular component: nucleus.
AGCAGCGCACGCAGCGCUCCCUGGGAGCUGUGUGUAGGCGCGAGGACGGCGCGAGCUGCACUUGGUGGGCUCCCCUCCCCCGUGCGGCGACCCCGGCUCCGACCGACACGUCCUCUAAACGGUGGCGGCCGUUUGUGGUCGUUGGUCCCAGGGAUUUAGGACCAACAUUUGAAGACCCAAAGGGGAACUGCAACCAUGAAUGAAGAAAAUAUAGACGGAACAAAUGGAUGCAGUAAAGUCCGAACUGGGACUCAGAAUGAAGCAGCAUUACUUGCUUUGAUGGAAAAGACUGGUUACAACAUGGUUCAAGAAAAUGGGCAAAGGAAAUUUGGUGGCCCUCCUCCAGGUUGGGAAGGUCCACCUCCACCUAGAGGCUGUGAAGUUUUUGUAGGAAAAAUACCUCGUGAUAUGUAUGAAGAUGAGUUAGUUCCUGUAUUUGAAAGAGCUGGGAAGAUAUAUGAAUUUCGACUUAUGAUGGAAUUUAGUGGUGAAAAUCGAGGUUAUGCUUUUGUGAUGUACACUACAAAAGAAGAAGCCCAGUUAGCCAUCAGAAUUCUUAAUAAUUAUGAGAUUCGACCAGGGAAGUUUAUUGGUGUGUGUGUAAGCUUGGAUAAUUGCAGAUUAUUUAUUGGCGCUAUUCCCAAGGAAAAGAAGAAAGAAGAAAUUUUGGAUGAAAUGAAGAAAGUUACAGAAGGAGUUGUAGAUGUCAUUGUUUAUCCAAGUGCAACUGAUAAGACUAAAAAUCGUGGUUUUGCAUUUGUUGAAUAUGAAUCUCACAGAGCUGCCGCUAUGGCCCGGAGAAAACUAAUUCCAGGAACCUUCCAACUGUGGGGCCAUACCAUUCAAGUAGAUUGGGCUGACCCAGAGAAAGAGGUUGAUGAGGAAACCAUGCAAAGAGUUAAAGUUCUCUAUGUUAGAAAUUUAAUGAUCUCAACUGCAGAGGAAACAAUUAAAGCAGAAUUCAAUAAAUUCAAACCUGGUGCAGUUGAAAGAGUAAAGAAACUUAGAGAUUAUGCUUUUGUUCACUUUUUCAACCGAGAAGAUGCAGUGGCUGCUAUGUCUGUUAUGAAUGGGAAGUGUAUUGAUGGAGCAAGUAUUGAGGUAACCCUGGCAAAACCAGUAAAUAAAGAAAACACCUGGAAACAGCAUCUUAAUGGUCAGAUUAGCCCCAAUUCUGAAAACUUGAUUGUGUUUGCUAACAAAGAGGAGAGCCAUCCAAAAACUCUAGGCAAGCAACCAGCUCUUCCAGCUCGUCUCAAUGGUCAGCAUAGCCCAGGCCCCCCUGAAAUUGAUAGAUGCACUUAUCCAUUUUUCCCUGGAACAAAGCUCACUCCAAUUAGUAUGUAUUCUUUAAAAUCAAAUCAUUUCAAUUCUGCAGUAAUGCACUUGGAUUAUUACUGCAACAAAAAUAAUUGGGCACCACCAGAAUAUUAUUUAUAUUCAACAACAAGUCAAGAUGGGAAAGUACUCUUGGUGUAUAAAAUUGUUAUUCCUGCUAUUGCAAAUGGAGCCCAGAGUUACUUCAUGCCAGACAAACUCUGCACCACGCUAGAAGAUGCAAAGGAACUGGCGGCUCAGUUUACGUUACUUCAUUUGGACAGGGAACACAAUCUCUUCAGCCUGGAUCUAUGUAGAAGAAUUUGGAGAAAGUGAACAGGUCCUUUCUGAUGUUGCUUGAGCUUACUCUGCAGUUGAUCCAUCCCUGUUGGCCACAUAUUAAGUCCCAUGACAACAUUAAGUUAAUGCUCAUUUGUUUUAGUUCCAGAAAAAUAUAGAAAAAACCGUACCUGUACAUUAGAUGACAUUAUUCCUUUUCAUUCAUUCUUAGAAACACCAUUACUUUUAAAAAUGAUCAUUUUAUAGUUAUUGUCACCCUGUGGCUUAGUCUACAAUAAAGAACAUAGUUGAGUUUUUGGAAAGCAUGGGAUUUACAAAUUUGGUCUUUAAUAUUCACAUGCAUCUAUAAACAUUACAAUAAAUGAAGCAGCAGGAAAUUAUUGCUGCAUAAGAUGAAUGUUUAUUGUGAAACAGUAAUAUUUCAAAUGUAAUAGUUUUUUUAAAAAUUUGGUUAAUUUUUGAAUUUUUCUAUACUCUCAGUUGAUAAUGGUUUUUGAAGUUUAUUUUAUAAAGAUGAUUCAUUUUACUGUUUUAUGGUACCAGUAGGAUGCUAAUAUUAAAUUGGUGUGUUGAGUUAUAUAAAUGUUUACAUUAAUCUUUAAAUAAUGAAAUAUUGGGCAGUUAGUUUUUGUAGUCCAGUAGUGAAUGUUUCUGCUGGUUUGAUACUUAAUACAGUUUCCCCCAAAAAAGCAAAUGUGAAUUUGUUGUUUUAUCCUUUCUUCAUGAACUACCCCUUAGCAUCAGAACCAAAUUUAAAAGGAGCUUCAUGGUGGAGCAAGAUAAAUCAGAGGUUUUCUUUUGUGUGAUAAAAAAAAGACACAAAACAAUUAAUAGAAAUCCAUGAAAUAGAUAUUCAGCAAUGCAUUUUAGUAAAAUCUCUGAAGCAUUGUCAGUGAAUACAGGCGUAAUACUGACUAAUAAAACUGUCAAGAUUUGCCCCCCGGUGAAUACUGACACAGUCUUUACCAGCAAUGUAGUAUUAUCAGGACUUUGAGUGUUAGAACAUUAUGUUAAACUGUGAUUAUAGUUUUAAUGCUUUGUCUCUUUGAAUUAAAUUUGUAUCCAUAAAGAUGUGCAGCAUAAUUGUUCAUGUAUUUAUUUGCAGACUACAGUUUCCGUCGCAGCUCAGUAAAUAGUCUUUCCCCUGUUAAUGCUACUCUCUCUUCUGGGAUUCCCAGCGUGCUUCCUUACACUUCACGGCCUUACUCUUAUCCGAGCUAUCCCUUGUCACCAACAGUAGCGCUUGCUAAUGGCAGCCAUGUCGGACAGCGACUGUAUAUCUCCAAUCAGGCCUCAUUCUUCUGAAGAAAAUACUGUAAACAUGAGUAUGAAAGUUUCUUUGUAAAGCAUGCUGAUUAAAAUACUGUUUUAUUUUAGAAUUGGGUUUGCACAUUUGGUUUUAAAAUUAUAAAUAUAUAUUUCAACAUAAUAAAAUGAACAUCAGCCAUAAUUCAGAAUAACCCAAGUUGUAGAACUUGUAAAAAUGAUAAGUUAAAAAAGUUACUUUGUGGUUUCUCUUGAUAAAGGUAUAACUACUAUUCUUUUUAAACUUUGGGAACCUUAAAUACCUCUAAUUCCUGAGUGAGCUGUAGAACCCAGUAGUUUAUGUUAAAUGUUUGCAUAAUAAGUUUGCUACAUAGCAUUUCACAAUAGUAAAGCACUGCAACCGUUGCAGACAACGGUUACACUGGACUUGAUUGCCAAGGAUCACUAUCUGUAUUAGAGAUUGGAACAGUUACAUAACCAGAAGCAUCCAACUAUUAUGUAGAAAGAAAUGAAGGGCAAAAUGAUUAAGAUGCAAAUUUUAUUCAGUAUUAGAGAAAAAACAAUUUACCAUUGUGGUCCUUGAAAAUAACUAUAAAUAUUCUAGUUAAUUAUUUGUUAUAGAAAUAAAUUCUAAUUUUGCUGUUAAUGUAUUUAAGGUUUUAAUAGUUAUGCUUCAUUUGUGUUUUUGAUACUCACUGUAUAGUUUGAGUAAUAACUGUUAAUGGUUUUUUAAUGUUGAAAUCAUGUGUUGUUUAAUUUUUGUACUUGAAUUCAAAUUCUUUUACAUUAAAUAUGUGAUGUUUCUCAUA